Messenger RNA from Copidosoma floridanum, 762 nucleotides. RefSeq lists its product as uncharacterized. NCBI's taxonomy places the organism in Eukaryota, Metazoa, Arthropoda, Insecta, Hymenoptera, Encyrtidae. The record is from RefSeq and is a predicted model, not a curated record.
AUGUCACUUCCACCGCUUUUCGACAAUCGCUUUCCCUGUUAUUACAAGGAAAAGUACAGCUGCGUCAACAUACUCUGGUACCAAGCUGACUUUACCCAAAGCAAAUAUCCUCCGGGUCAAGAAAUCAGCGAAGCUUGCACAUUAAUUUGUUUGCUGGUAGCUUAUCGAAUAAGUCAACUGGACUUGCUGAUUGGAGAUAUUGAUGGUUGCCAGCAAUUCAACAUUGUAAUUGCCAAGUCGAUAAUCGAGGGAAACAGAAUACACAUGUGUAUCGUUGACAAAAAAUUGGUGCAGAAUCCGUAUUUGAAUGUCGAGGAGGCACUUCAAUUUGGAGGCUCGAAGUUGAGUGCAAUCAAAGAAUGGAAAUUUCAAGUAUUUCACGAAGAUUUGGAGUGCAGUUUAUUUAAAAAUAUAAGGAGUUUUCUGUGUGAAUGGUACAAAAGUCCGAAAUCAUCAAAUUUAUUCGUACUACUGAUUACUUGCGGUAGAACGAUACUAUUUAUAUUCCAACAGAAAACUAAAAAGGCUAUUAUAUUCGACUCUCAUGGUCACAACACAAAAAACACUAAUAGGGGCCUUGUUGUAGCUCAAGCUCCAAUUUCAAGUUUAGAAGAAUUAUGUAACUGGUACAUCAAAGACGUGAUACAAAAUUGUUAUCAGGUGAGUCCCAAUCAGUACGAGCUAACUUGUUUGUAUCAUCAGCCUGAACACAAGUCUGACAGUUGUAACAGAUGCCAGUGUGGAAUGUCUAACAAAAAAUAA